Messenger RNA from Papaver somniferum (opium poppy), 967 nucleotides. RefSeq names its product la-related protein 1B-like. NCBI's taxonomy places the organism in Eukaryota, Viridiplantae, Streptophyta, Magnoliopsida, Ranunculales, Papaveraceae. Gene Ontology annotation, molecular function: RNA binding. The transcript has 6 exons. The coding region runs from base 55 to 939 and encodes 294 amino acids. The record is from RefSeq and is a predicted model, not a curated record.
AUCACUAGAUUCCUCUUUUGCAAAGAAUUGGUGUUCUCGAGUAAUAAUUCAAAUAUGAAUAGCACUAAUAAUCACAAUGCUUCCGCCGCCGCUAGUGCAAGAGAGCUGGGUUUAUCAGCAGCAUAUCCGCUGAAUAUAGUUAAAGAUGAACCUACGUCUGUCUCUCAGAUUGCUGCUGUUGGGUUACCAUCACCACAUCAGUUUUCAUCAGCUGGGGUAUCAGUUGAAAAGCCCCAUAAGAAUUCUUCUGGAACACCAGCUUCUACAGUUUCUGAUCCUUCAAUGAAGGACUAUUCACACAAGAUGAAUAAUUUUGCACCCAAACCAGGUCAAAGUUCCCAUCAACAAGCCUCCUUCAGGAGGGGAAUACGACCCCAACUUCCUGGAGAUUGGCACGAUUCUUACCAUCAAAAUCAUAUGGGCAGGCGUGAACAUGAUCACCUUGACUGCAAUCCUCAUACCAGCUUUAGUGGUAGAGAUGCUCAGCAGCAUCAGCUUAUGCAUCCGACAAUGAUCAACCCAAGAACAGCUAUAUUUUUUCCUGGUACAGACCAUGAUAUGCACUUCACAAUAGCAAAACAGAUAGAGUAUUACUUCAGCCCGCGAAGUCUAUGGAAAAAUUAUUCCUUGCGGGAACACAUGGAUGAACAAGGCUGGGUUUCUGUUUCUGUAAUAGCACGCCUCCCCCAAGUUGAGCAAUUAAUGAAAGGAAUUUCAGCCAAGGACAAGGAUCAAUAUAUAUUGGAUACAGUGAGACGAUCUAGAGACGUAGAGACCAAGGAUAAUAUGAUAAGGAAGUGUGGAGACUGGAUGAUGUGGAUCUUGCCUCAGUCUAAAGAUGGGAACUCCACAAAACCAGAGAUGAAGCAAUCAUAUUUAAAGUACCAACGAGGGGAGGGGACAAGUGAAGCUCAACGUGAUUCGAUUUCUUCUUUUUGAUUCUCAAGAUGGCAGCAAGAUCAAGAGC